UCCCCACUUUUAAUCUUUAACCUAAACCAUAUCAAGGGAUUCAACAAAUAUAUUUCAAGCUUUACCUCUCAUACAUGCUUUCUUAGGCAGAUGAUUGUGUGAAAUGUCCAAGUACUGUCUGCAAAACACACUUAACUAUCUUCCUCCUGCAAUAAACAAUCAUCGUCAUCGUGGUAAGAUGGUUUUUAACCUGCACUACACUCCUUCUCCUAAUCAAUGUAAUGAAGACACAACUCUCAGAGGAGUUAAAACGCUAAAGAGGGCCAAACAGGUGAUCAGGCAACAGGUACAAAGGAUCCAGAGAGAGAGAGAGAGAGAGAAGAGGGGAGGAGCAGGUGAGCCUCACAAUGAGUUGACUCUGGCAGUAGUUGUUGUUGGCUUUCGUCGCUGCUGCAGCGUGGCGUGCAGAGGGACAGCAGCAGCUCCCGGACCAUAUGAUCUUUUCCACCGAGCGGAACUCAGGGAUGAUCCUCCAACAGAUGGCGAAAGUGUGAGACAACAACGAAUGGCUUCCACAGGGAGCAGCCUCCGCAUCCAGGGGGAUGACAACCUCCGGUCCAUGCUUGUUGGGACGGUUAUGAGGAAAAUCAAGUCUCGCACCUGGAAGAAACAGCGCUACUUCAAACUGCAAGAUGACUGCAUGACCAUCUGGUACAAGUCCAAGAAGGCUGGCAACACCCACUCCACAUUUUCGGUGGGUGAUGUGGAGGCCAUAAGAGAGGGCCACCAGUCCGAGGUGCUGCUUAGCAUCGCCGACGAGUUCCCACCUGACCGAUGCUUCACAGUGGUCUUCCGGGGUCGCAGGGGCAACCUGGACCUGGUCGCCGAGUCAGCUGAGGAAGCACAGUCCUGGAUCAGAGGCAUGAAAAAGCUGAUCGAGAAUCUGGAGAACAUGGGGGAGCGAGAGAAACUAGAUCAAUGGAUCGGUGACUGGUUCAAGAAGGCCGAUAAGAACAAUGACGGCAGGAUGAACUUCAAGGAAGUGCAGGAUUUGCUGAAGAUGAUGAAUGUGGACAUGAACGAGCACCACGCUCAUCGCCUCUUCACGAUGGCUGAUAAGUCCCAGUCGGGUACGCUGGAGGACGACGAGUUUGUGUUCUUCUACAAAAUGUUGACCCAGCGGGAGGAUGUACUGAGGGUUUUCCAGGAGUACUCAGUUGAUGGCCAGAAGUUAUCCCUGAGCGACUUGGAGGACUUCCUGAGGGAGGAGCAGCUGGAAGGGGGUGACAUCGAGCAGCACGCCAAGCAGCUUAUUGAAUGCUAUGAGCCCUCUGAAACAGCCAAGCUGCUGAACGCCAUGACAUUUGACGGUUUCUUGAUGUACCUGGGCUCAGCUGAGGGCUCCAUCUUCAACCCACAGCGGCGGCGUGUCUUUCAGGACAUGAGCCAGCCUCUGUGCCAUUACUUCAUCUCCUCCUCUCACAACACCUACCUGAUGGAGGACCAGCUCAGAGGACAGAGCAGUAUAGAGGGCUACAUCAGGGCUCUGAGUCGCGGCUGCCGAUGCGUGGAAGUGGACUGCUGGGACGGUGCCAACGGAGAGCCCAUCGUCUACCAUGGACACACGUUCACCUCCAAGAUACUUUUCAAAGAUGUGGUCAACACAGUGGGCAACUAUGCCUUCAAGGUCUCAGAAUACCCGGUCAUUCUGUCCAUCGAGAACCACUGCAGUGUUGAGCAACAGAGAGUCAUGGCCCAACACCUCAACCACAUCCUUGGAGAUAAGCUGCUGAAAAGGACACUGGACGGCAAGGCCCCCAUAGGGCUCCCAUCUCCUGAGGACCUUAAAGGGAAGAUCCUGCUGAAGGCGAAGAAGAUCGGCGGCCUGGAGGAAAGCUUUAACGGGAUGGUGGAAGACUCUAUGACCGGCGAGGUCAGCGAUGAAGACGAGGCGGCCGAAAUUGACGAGGAUAACCUCCAUCGCGAGAGUGUCCGUCGCAGGAUUAAGAGGUCAAGGCAGCGUCUCUCCAAGGAACUGUCAGACUACGUCGUUUACUGCAAAAGCGUCCACUUCAGCAGCUUCAAACACUCCCGCAUUCACUCCAAGUUCUACGAGGUGGCCUCUUUCACAGAGUCCAAGGCCCGCAAACACCUGAGAGAGGCCGGACCCGAGUUUGUGCACCAUAACUCGCGGCAGCUGACCAGAGUUUAUCCCAGUGGCUUCCGAACUGACUCCUCCAAUUUCAAUCCUCAGGAAAUGUGGAAUACUGGGUGCCAAAUCGUUGCAUUGAACUUCCAGACUGCCGGGGAAGGAAUGGAUCUGAACGACGGACUGUUCAGUCAGAAUGGCAACUGCGGCUACGUCCUUAAGCCCAGUUUCAUGAGAGAGGCCGAGAAAGGAUUUGACCCCGAGAUGCCCCAAAAACAUGAUCGCUACCAGCCUGUCGUCCUCACCGUACAGGUGAUCAGUGGUCAGCAGCUGCCUAAAGUCAACAUCAAGGAGGACUCUAUAGUGGAUCCUCUGGUCAGAGUGGAGAUCCACGGGGUUCCUAUGGACCAGGCCAAGCAGGAGACCAGAUACAUCGAGAACAAUGGGUUCAACCCUGUGUGGUAUGACACUCUGCGCUUCACCAUCCACACUCCAGAGCUGGCCAUGGUGCGCUUUGUAGUGGAGGACUAUGACAAGACAUCCAAAAAUGACUUUGUGGGGCAGUUUACACUCCCUCUCAGCUGCAUGCAGCAAGGUUAUCGUCACAUUCAUUUAUUGUCCAAAGAUGGAACCAGUAUUCCGCCUUCCUCCUUAUUCGUACACAUCAGGAUCACAGAGUUGGAAUAAACCCUCUUCAGCUUCCUCAUCCACUGCUGGAAGGAACAUCCUCAGCAUGUAGCUACUAUCUAGUGAUGAGACUAGAAUCCUUUCUUAUAGUUCCUAAGACAGCAUUUAAUAUUAUACUUAUUUGAUGUGAAAAAUAUUACGCCAAAUGUUUAGUGGUUGCUAGGUGUAUUUUAGAUAUGCAUGUUUUUUUGUUUUGUUCACUGUGUGUGCAACUAGUUCCUGUGAUUGACUUGAACCCCGCUGCUCAUGUUUGGUGUAGUGUGUCUGUAGCACAAAAAUACUGCUGAUUAUUGUGUUGUAGAGAAGAAUGUGCCACCAAUCAUUAAUCAGGAUGUUUAUUUUCUGUCAGUAUUUCUUCGCGACCAGCACUUAGUGGACACUGUCACUUUCGCUUCAGUCAACACGGAAAACUCCCUUCUCCUGUAGCCACAUGGAUAGAGAAAUGCUUGGCAAAAUGCAAUGGGGGAUGUCCAGCGAGAACUAAAGUACUACGUUUGAAAAUUCAGAAGGAGAUCAAGUUGAAUUUGAAUUCUAUCUUCUGAAUCAGAUGAUACGGAACUGCUCAAAUACAGGGAAGGUGUGCUUCACUAUCCUGCAUUCACACUUUUGUUAUCAAAAACCACAACUUUCUACUGUUCACUGUCACUUUUGGCUGCUUUUCUGCUCUUAUCAACACCAGAUUCUUCUGCACGUCACUCUUUUGUAAAAGAAAAGGGUGAUCGUUGUUAAGCUCCCUUACUUAGCUUGAAAAACACGAGUACUCAAGAGUAUAUUGUGUCAUCUGAUGUUAUUUUUGUGGUAUGUAAAUAUUACCCAUUUGUCUAAAUGUGUUUUGAUAUGUCUAUUUUUGUAUUCAUGCAAACAUUAAUAUGUACUGUACAGUAUGGCGCAGUGUAGUGUUUAAAUGACUAGUUGCUUGUUUUAUAUUGUAGAAAACCUCAUAUUCAUUUGUCACAUCUACCUGCAAAUAAAUAUGAUUUUCACUUAA
Molecule: messenger RNA, 3764 nt
Organism: Acanthopagrus latus (yellowfin seabream)
Lineage: Eukaryota; Metazoa; Chordata; Actinopteri; Spariformes; Sparidae
Gene: plcd4a
Product: phospholipase C, delta 4a
Exons: 16
Coding region: 104-2776 (890 amino acids)
Biological process (GO): lipid metabolic process; intracellular signal transduction
Molecular function (GO): phosphatidylinositol-4,5-bisphosphate phospholipase C activity; calcium ion binding
Source: RefSeq, a predicted model, not a curated record